AUGUCUGAGGUUGUUAAAUCUAAUCUGGAAUUCGACGGCUCCGAACCCGAUACUAACGACGGCGUUGAUGAAUAUGAUAUGCAGCUGCAGUCAAAGAUUAACAAGUUUAAUGAGACAAUUAUAAGACAAGAAUACCAAAAAGAAAAAAAUGAAACAACUACAGAUUUAGGUGCAACUAGCUGCAGUUAUGAUUUACCUAAAGGAUGGGAAAAAAUAGAUCAUGAUAGUGAUAUGCCAAUUUACAUGAAUACUGAAACAAGAGUAUGCUCAUUUUCAAAGCCAUAUUAUCUUGGAGCGAGCAGUCUCAAAAAUCAUGAAAUUCCAGUAGAAAAUGUACCUUGCUUAAAUCAGAAAUUAAAUAAUGAAACAUAUGCCGCUUCAACAUCUACAACUUCAAACAAAUGUCCAUUAACUUUAAGCCAUGACGAAUAUCGGAAUUACUGUAGUAAAGUAUUCAAAUUCAAGAAUAUUAAAAGUUAUAAAUUUAAUUCAUGGGCAAAACGUCGACAAUAUAUUCGAAAACAAAAAGCCGAUUUAAAGAUUAAAAAUCUUCAAACUUCUACAUCAAUUCCAACUACUUCUGAUUAUAUUGUCAAAAACAAUACUAAUGCAUUUAAUCCUGAAAACCUUCAAACUUUAAUUAGUUUAAAAGGUAAAAGUUACAUUAGUAUAUUGCAUGAAUACAUUCAACGUGUACUAAAAACCUCAAGUCAUUCAUUUAUGAUCAAAGAACUUGAAAAUUCCAAGUAUCCUUAUUUAUCCAUCGCAAUCAUAGAUGAAAUACAAUAUGGAAUUGGUACAGGCUCCACCAAAAAACAAGCUAAAACGAAUUCUGCAAAAGCUACUCUUGAAAUAUUAUUACCAUCUGUCAAACAAUUUCAUAUUGAUAGUUCUAGUCAAGCUAGAAAUGGAAUUGAAGACAUUAGUUAUCUUGACCAUUACAAAAUCUUUGACCAACUUAAGGUAACAGAUUCCAAAAUACCACAAAUUUGUGCUCAGUCUAUCGAAUCCACACCAUAUGAAAUGUUAAAGCUUUGUAUAAAAAGAAAUUUUGGCAAUAGUUCAAAUCUUUUAUAUGAAGUGGAUCAGAUGCAAAACGAGUCUGAUGGAGACAAUUAUUAUCGCUGCACUAUGAUUAUAAGAAAAUAUUCUGCAACAGUUAUUUGUAAAGAUAAACUUGGUGGUCGCCAAAAAGGGGCUCAAGCUCUGUUAAAGGUAUUGCACCCUCACAUUCAUUACUAUGGUUCUUUAUUAAGGUUGUAUAGCCGUCAACAUUUUGAAUACAAAGAGAAUAAACCAAUCGAACCUACAGUUAAAAUCAAAAAAUGCAGAAGUUGUCCAGAUGUUAAUCUUCUUAAAACAUUAAGAACAGCUAUGUUAAAACUAGAAUCACAAAAAAAUAAUUGA
Messenger RNA from Melanaphis sacchari, 1407 nucleotides. RefSeq names its product microprocessor complex subunit DGCR8-like. Gene Ontology annotation, biological process: primary miRNA processing. Bases 1 to 1407 code for a protein of 468 amino acids. Gene Ontology annotation, cellular component: microprocessor complex. Gene Ontology annotation, molecular function: double-stranded RNA binding; identical protein binding; heme binding. The transcript is spliced from 11 exons. The record is from RefSeq and is a predicted model, not a curated record. Lineage: Eukaryota; Metazoa; Arthropoda; Insecta; Hemiptera; Aphididae.